Ostrea edulis (European flat oyster) is the source of this 4170-nucleotide messenger RNA. Its product is annotated as leucine-rich repeat-containing protein 15-like. NCBI's taxonomy places the organism in Eukaryota, Metazoa, Mollusca, Bivalvia, Ostreida, Ostreidae. Gene Ontology annotation, molecular function: protein binding. The record is from RefSeq and is a predicted model, not a curated record. Gene Ontology annotation, cellular component: plasma membrane; extracellular matrix. Bases 88 to 2073 code for a protein of 661 amino acids. The transcript has 25 exons.
UAGUGUUUGAGGCGGAGACAAUUCAGUUCUUACAAGCAGGAAGAAAAAUUGAACUUUUAUGUGAGUAACAAUACUCUCCAGACCAACAUGGUGCGGCUGGGCGUGUGGAUAUUAGUAAUUCUCUCCCUGCUGUACAGCUGGGGGGCGGAGGCCUGUCCUGACAAGUGUAAAUGUGAACCUUCGAAUUCCUGUACUGGGACUUAUGUAAACUGUGUCAACAGAGGACUGACCAGAGUACCGACCAACAUCCCCAAUGACACCUGUUGGCUCGAUCUUGAAAGAAAUCAACUAACAACGUUGGAGAAGGGAGCGUUUGAAGGAUUGGGAAAUUUACAGGAACUAUACCUAUACAGCAAUAAACUAACAACGUUACAGAAAGGAUUGUUUGAGGGAUUGACGAAAUUAACGAAACUAUCUGUGUCCCGCAAUCAACUAACAACGUUGGAGAAGGGAGCGUUUGAAGGAUUGGGAAAUCUAGAGUCUCUAUACCUAUACAGCAAUAAACUAACAACGUUACAGAAAGGAUUGUUUGAGGGAUUGACGAAAUUAACGAAACUAUAUGUGUCCCUCAAUCAACUAACAACGUUGGAGAAGGGAGCGUUUGAAGGAUUGGGAAAUCUAGAGUCUCUAUCUGUGUCCAGCAAUCAACUAACAACGUUGGAGAAGGGAGCGUUUGAAGGAUUGGGAAAUCUAGAGUCUCUACACCUAUACAGCAAUAAACUAACAACGUUACAGAAAGGAUUGUUUGAGGGAUUGACGAAAUUAACGGAACUCAAUCUUCGAAGCAAUCAACUAACAACGUUGGAGAAGGGAGCGUUUGAAGGAUUGGGAAAUUUACAGUAUCUAUACCUAUACAGCAAUAAACUAACAACGUUACAGAAAGGAUUGUUUGAGGGAUUGACGAAAUUAACGACACUCGAUCUUCGAUUCAAUCAACUAACAACGUUGGAGAAGGGAGCGUUUGAAGGAUUGGGAAAUUUACAGUAUCUCGAUCUUGAAGGAAAUCAACUAACAACGUUGGAGAAGGGAGCGUUUGAAGGAUUGGGAAAUUUACAGGAACUACGGCUUGACUACAAUCAACUAACAACGUUGGAGAAAGGCGCAUUUGAAGGAUUGGGAAAUUUACAGUAUCUAUACCUAGAAGGCAAUAAACUAACAACGUUACAGAAAGGAUUGUUUGAGGGAUUGACGAAAUUAACGGAACUAUUCCUAUACAACAAUAAACUAACAACGUUACAGAAAGGAUUGUUUGAGGGAUUGACGAAAUUAACGACACUAUACCUAUACAACAAUAAACUAACAACGUUACAGAAAGGAUUGUUUGAGGGAUUGACGAAAUUAACGAAACUCGAUCUUGAAAGAAAUCAACUAACAACGUUGGAGAAGGGAGCGUUUGAAGGAUUGGGAAAUUUACAGGAACUAUACCUAGAACGCAAUAAACUAACAACGUUACAGAAAGGAUUGUUUGAGGGAUUGACGAAAUUAACGACACUAUUCCUAUACAACAAUAAACUAACAACGUUACAGAAAGGAUUGUUUGAGGGAUUGACGAAAUUAACGACACUAUACCUAUACAACAAUAAACUAACAACGUUACAGAAAGGAUUGUUUGAGGGAUUGACGAAAUUAACGAAACUUGCGAUUGAGGGAAACCCUCUACACUGCAAUUGCCAGAUGGUUGAGUUUGUCAGUUUUGCCACCACAAAGAGUUUGACGUUGAGCUAUUGGAAAACAGACCCCAGAUGUGGAAGCCCGGGUAAUCUGACCGGAAUACUACUAAAGAACUUACCCCUUCAAGGAAUGGAUUGUCCUCCAGUCAAUACAGAUACCCCCGGGUCUACAGACAGUGGUGUGAUCUCUACAGCAGUUUUGUUUGCUGGUACUACAAAUUCAGACUCCACCAUCAUGACUACCGCCACAGAUCCCGCUACAGACUCCCUGACUACCGCCACAGAACCCGCUACAGACUCCCUAACUAUCGUCACAGAUCCCGCGACAGAGUCCAGUACUACUGCUCGAGACCUUGGUAAAGUAUUCACAGAAGCGGCACAUUUUCAUCAGUAUUUAACAUAAUAGCUACAUCCCAUCUAUUUCAUCAUUUUCGUUUCCGUCUAUCAAAUAUGACGGAAUGCAUUUAGGAAAUUAGGUGAAAUCUAUCCACCAAAUCAAAAGAAUCCGUCUAAAAAUAGAAAGUACGUAAUCUGUCUAAACAUCAGGUGAAAUUUGUCUUACACAUUGGGUGAAAUUCGUACAAGUAUCCGUCUGGCAAAUCAGGCAGACUCCAUCGAACAAAUAAGGAAGAAAUCUAAAAAUAUAAAAGUAAUCUCUCAAAUAAAUAGGGUUUUGUAAGUACCUUGAACAAAUGCGACAGAAAGAAAAUUUCUAACAAUAGUAUAAUGAAUGUUUAUGUACAAGGUAUUUUUUGAUUGUGCGUGCGCGUAAUUUUGUGUCUGGUGAAAAAAGGAAGGAUCGACGAGUUGCAUUUGUUGUCUACUGAACUGGUACCACACGUGUUACACAACACAACCGUUGAUUGAGGUAAGUAUGUAUUCAAUUAUUCUCUAUAAUACUGUACUUUGACCAAUUAUGAAAUUGAAAAAAAAGGAAGAUGGAAUCGGUUCCGAGAAAGAAAAAGACACUCAUUACAUAGAUGCACAGUGUAUAAGGUCUGUGCCUUAAUGUUUACAUAAAACGUUUGUCAAUUCAUUCAAGAUUCCCAUGGAAUGUUUGUGAUUGAUUUCAGUAAAACUUUCUCCCAUGCUGCUCACAUGUUUUUGAUUACAUAUAAUGUUUUACUAGUCACAGAAGGAGCAAUAUCAGCCAAUGGUUCUCCGCUUGCUGGACUUGGACAAGCCUUUUUAGUCAUUUCACGAAUCAAUUGGUAUCGGCUUCUGCUGGGAGGACGGUGGGGUCAGUCUGUGAUGGACUGUUGCCUCACCCGGGCGAGAGGUUGACUAUCAUCCGAUUAACACUUCAGAAACCGGAAUAACAGAUACUUUUCCCAAGCCUUCAUGGGUAAAGAAGGUUUUAUAUCUAUCCAUACUUAAUUACCUUUCAGAAUUCUUUCUUAUAGUAUUCGUUGAUUCAAAGUUGCCAUCAAUCCAUCUGUGGGCCCGGAUGACAAAAGGAUUAUGCUAAAUGCACCACUGUUGUAUAUCCGUAAGAGGCAGCCCCUUCGGAUGUUUGUAAAGGGCACCUGAAUUGAGGAGCAGAAUUCAAUCAAUAAUUUUAAACGAAGUCAUAAGCGAAUGAAAGUGAAAUUCAAAUUUCUAAAAUUGAACCAGCUGUGUCCCUUUUAUCAUACUGUUGUCGGUGAUGGAGGUUUUCCAUAACGACCAGAACGUGUACUCGUGUCAGCUGAUACUUUUCCCAUAUGACGAACACUCACGUGUAACCAUAUCAUGGUACCAGUUCAGCCCUCGUCCCUCGGAUCAUGUGGUGGUCUAUGCAGCACCUUCAAUGCUGGUGGCGAACUGAUUAUAGUCAACAUGAAGCGACAUUAGAGAACAAAGACAUUUAUGCGGACUCUCUUUGACAUCUACAGUGUAUCCAGGAUCGAGUUUUGGAACAAUGACGUUUAACAGUUUGCCAUGCAUGGUGAUAUACCGUCUCCAAAAUGCUUAUCACGAACCAUAUGUCAAGAAAUAAAUCAGAAUAUUGGAAAUGCGCGUCCGAUAUCAGGCGGUGAACCGGACUUCAAUGUCAGAAGAAAAACCACUUCCUGUCCUAGUCAAAGAAUCAGUGAUCAACUGAUGACAAACCGUCUACCUAAACUACAGGCAAUCUCACAAAACUCUCGAGUUAAGAGCAUAGUUUUAAACCUUGACUUAGUAACUUUCCACUACACAUAAUCUACGACUGUCCGGUUACCAAUGUUUAGUGUGUGAUUUUCUACCGUAUACUCCUACGAUAUCAAAUGUUCAAUACAAGAAUAUAUUUGAAGUGGUCGGUCACAGAGAGUGGAAAACUCACAUACUGGUGUACAUUUUUAAUUUUACAGCCGAAAUAUGAUUACAAUAUCGUCAACCCGACGUACAACACCACAAAACCAAUCAUCAUUAACAAAUGUAACAAUGUUAUACUUGAUAUUGACGCAAACUGCUAUCCUAGUUUAUACUUUAUCAUUUUGAAACAUAUCAAAUGAAAAAAAAAAUGUUUUAUAUAAUGCAA